Maudiozyma barnettii is the source of this 513-nucleotide messenger RNA. RefSeq names its product mitochondrial 54S ribosomal protein bL21m (gene MRPL49). NCBI's taxonomy places the organism in Eukaryota, Fungi, Ascomycota, Saccharomycetes, Saccharomycetales, Saccharomycetaceae. Gene Ontology annotation, molecular function: structural constituent of ribosome. Gene Ontology annotation, cellular component: mitochondrial large ribosomal subunit; ribosome. The transcript has a single exon. The record is from RefSeq and is a predicted model, not a curated record. Bases 1 to 513 code for a protein of 170 amino acids.
AUGUUAAGAAGUUUAAGUCGUGCUGUUGCUGUUACGGUAAAGCCAACAAAAUGUAUGAUAACAGGGAUGCCUGCAAUUGCUUUGGGGAUGUUAGUCCGUCAUAACGGUACAUAUAUCAAGAAUAAUACUUUAAGGGAGACUGCCUCUGCUGGACCUGUAGAUAUUACCCCAUUGAGACUGUCAAAUGAACUAUAUGCUGAAUUUAGAGUUCAUGGUAGACCUUACGUUGUUACAGAAGGUGAUAAAGUCAUUCUGCCAUAUAAAGUAAAGAAUGCUGAAGUAGGAGAUAUAUUAGCCCUUACUGAUGUCAGGACCAUUGGAUCCAGAAACUAUAAAUUGGUGGAUGAACCAAUAGAUCCUUCGUUAUAUAAUCUGAAGGCUACUGUUCUCGAGAAGUCUAAACGGAAAUUUGAAAUCAGAGAAGUCACUAAGAGAAGAAAUAGAAGAGUACGUCACGCAAAGAGGAAAGGUGAUUUGACUAUGAUUAGAAUCAGCGAGUUGUCCGUAAAUUAG